Styela clava is the source of this 1172-nucleotide messenger RNA. RefSeq lists its product as uncharacterized. The record is from RefSeq and is a predicted model, not a curated record. NCBI's taxonomy places the organism in Eukaryota, Metazoa, Chordata, Ascidiacea, Stolidobranchia, Styelidae. Gene Ontology annotation, molecular function: protein binding.
AUAUAUUUAAUUUUUGCAGGCAUAAUUUGUAUUAAAUAAGAUUAAAAUAUCCUAACAGUCUAACAAAUAUACACGAAAUGGCUGAAGGAGGGCGGCAACCUCCAGUUAUUAAUGUGCAACUGCCAGCUAUCAAUGUUCAUUAUCAGGAAGGAACGAGAUUUGCUGGCGACAAUGUUGGGCAGAAGACUAAAAUCCAGGCCGCAGAAAUUGGUCAGAUCGUCGUCCCAACAGAAGGUUCGAACGUUCAGGCACCUACUCAUCACUCCCCUCAUGGCGUCACUGAUAACCCUGGGACAAGUGACGUCACUGAUUAUCUUGGGAGAAUGAAUCUGACCGAAGGAAUGCAUUUCGUUACAUAUGAGAAUAUAAGACGAUUGAUUCACCAAUCCAAGUUCGUGGACGCGCUGAUUACUUUGCAAGAUAUUCCAAUUUCUCAGGAACAACAAUUCAUGUUGUCAGAAUGCUACUGUCAACUUGAAAAACCGGAUAAAGCAUUGAGGUGCAUUGAAAAGUUACAAACGAUAAUGACGUCAUCAACAAGACCUAGUGUCGAUGACGUCAUCAAAUUAGUUGAUAAUUACAUUUCUGAUUCGUCUCAUAUUCGUGCAUUGAUUUUACUCUCUUGUUGUGCUAAGUUGUAUAAGUUCGAUUCGAACCCAGAUAAUUCGGUUGUUGGGAUUAAGGAUUGCGUAUUCAAAUGUUACAGUGUAAUCCAAUCCCUGGCUAAUGAAGGCGAUAGAAUGAAAGCGGUAGCGAGAGAUGUUGGCUUAAAAAUAAUCACUGAUAUGUUGAGAGAGUUGAGAUCAGUAUCAGGAGUUGAUAAGAAUACGAAGGCGGUUAUGGAGGCGAGAUGCUUGAAUAAUGUUGGUAUUAUUUACGUUGCAGUUGGUAAAUAUAAGGAAGCUACCGGGUUUUAUAAUGAAGGUUUGGAUUCGAUGAAACAAACGUUUGGUUCGAACCCUGCAAAAUAUAGAGUGUUUGGGGAUCUAUUAAACAACAUUGGUAAUGCGCAUGAUAAACUCGGUGAUUAUUCCAAGGCUGAACCGUUUUAUUUGCAAUCUCUGGAUGCAUAUAAGAAAGCUGACGAUUGGCCAAGUGAUAAGGAGAAACACGAAAUAAUAGAAACGACAAAGAACAACUUGAAAAACACUCGAAACAGAAUGAAAAAGUGA